GACGCGGCUAUUAAGGGGAUGAGGCAUCGAUACGCGGGAGCUGUCUAUCAGCACCAAAUCCCCGACGAAGAGCGAGGCAGCGUGCAGAGCCAAGACCCAAACCCAGUCGCUCCCGUUUUUAGUCUGCCGCCCCCUCCUCCGACUUUCAGAGAGCGUUCGACUACCACCUCGCACUACCUGAACCACCACCAACUGCCUUGUCUGAGCAAGCCCUCUCGAAGAGGUAUCCAUGCCUGUCAGCCGCAGCACGGCGACCCCCCGCCUCUGACAAGCUACGACAUCGCCCAGCGACCUUCACACCGGGUCUGUGAACCCGCAGGGCAGCCAGCGCACCUACAGCAGAACCUUUGGGCCGCAGCCGGUUCCCAGCCGCAGUCGGAGCAGCCUUUUUUUCAGAGCUGCCACUGCAAUUUUUCCGAGGAGGCGAGCCUUUCUCACCAGCGCCAGCCCCUCGCUCACCCGCCGCAGCCCUCCCCAUCUUUGCCGCCGUCGUCCUCUCUGCUGUUUUUGCAGGAGUCUAAUCACGGGGAUAAUUUGCAAAGCAGUGACAAUUAUCAACAGGCGAGCAACGUGGAACGCUACCGGGGAGGAGGAGGAGGAGGGCACAGAGACCAGAAGCAGUUGUUGCAGCAACAGCAGCAGCAGCACAGCAGACUCCAACACAGGGACCCCUCCCCUGAAACAACCCGAGCAAACUCACAGAAGGGGCGCACUAUAAAUGUAUGUGAGUCAAUCGAGGCUAAUCGGCGAGCAUUCGAGUCCCAGACUCAGGACCUGCAACAGCUACAGCAACUCCCACAAUUGCGAGCUCAACAACAGCUACUGGUGGGGAGCAGCUUCCCUGUCUACUACUGCGCCAACGGUUCAGGAGAGCUCUGUCGGAAUAACCAGGCACCUCUGCUGCAACAGCAUCAGCAAGACGCACAGGGGCGUCCGCAGCACUGUGACCAAGACCGCAAUAAGCCAGGGAGGACAAACCAAGCCAACCAGCCACAGCACCCCAACCAGCCGCAGCACCAUUGCCGCGACUCUCGUGUAAACUCACCAACGCAGCCGUACGGAGGGAACUCGUCUGCGACUGGCAGUAGCAGCAAGAGCAGCCCUAACUACGGCUCCAGCUAUCACCUGUGGCCCGAGAGCCCGCAUAAGGGAGAAGAGAGGAUACUCAUCGAUCAUCAUCAGGCAACCACUGAGCAAAAGAAGCUGAGCCAUGCUGGAUCCUCCCUCUCCGAGAGCAGUGGCCGACUCCCUCAGAUAGCCAUGAACACCUGCAAGCACAAUGGCGGUGUAGUGAGACCACUGGGCAGCCUGGCGUCGUCGCGGCGCAACCUAGCAGAGCUCGACUCCGAAACACAGCCCCUCCAGACGCUGCACAGUUCUGGCCUGGAGGUGGUUGUUUCCAAGGGAAACAGUGAGGACCCCGGCAAGGCGUCCAACGAGAGCCUGGUCAGGGACGGGAACGGUGCUCCUGUGAAGAAGAACAAAGACAUCGGCUAUAGACUCGGCCACCGGAGGGCGCUCUUUGAGAAGCGAAAGAGACUCAGUGACUACGCACUCAUCUUCGGGAUGUUUGGGAUUGUCGUCAUGGUGACGGAGACGGAACUGUCCUGGGGAGUUUACGGCAAGGAAUCUUCGUACUCAUUUGCACUGAAAUGCCUUAUCAGCCUUUCCACUGUUAUAUUGCUUGGUCUUAUAAUAAUGUACCAUGCCCGGGAAAUCCAGCUGUUCAUGGUGGACAAUGGGGCGGAUGACUGGAGGAUAGCCAUGACGUACGAGCGCAUCUUCUUCAUCGUGCUGGAGCUGCUGGUGUGCGCCAUCCACCCCAUCCCGGGCCAUUACCGCUUCACGUGGACGGCGCGGAUCGCCUUCACCUACACGCCAUCGACGGCCAAUGCCGACGUGGACAUCAUCCUCUCCAUUCCCAUGUUCCUGCGCCUCUACCUGAUCGGCCGCGUCAUGCUGCUGCACAGCAAGCUCUUCACGGACGCCUCGUCGCGCAGCAUCGGCGCCCUCAACAAGAUCAACUUCAAUACGCGCUUCGUCAUGAAGACCCUCAUGACCAUCUGCCCCGGCACCGUGCUGCUUGUCUUCAGCAUCUCCUCCUGGAUCAUUGCCGCCUGGACGGUGCGCGUCUGCGAGAGGUAUCAUGACACACAGGAAGUGACCAGUAACUUCCUGGGAGCCAUGUGGCUCAUCUCUAUUACCUUCCUCUCCAUUGGCUACGGAGACAUGGUACCUAACACGUACUGUGGGAAAGGCGUAUGUCUGCUUACAGGGAUCAUGGGAGCGGGCUGCACUGCGCUGGUGGUCGCCGUGGUAGCCAGGAAGUUGGAGUUGACCAAGGCUGAGAAGCAUGUCCAUAACUUCAUGAUGGACACACAACUCUGCAAACGAGUAAAGAACACAGCUGCCAAUGUACUCAGGGAAACAUGGCUCAUCUACAAACACACUAAGCUGGUCAAGAAGAUAGAUCACGCUAAGGUGCGCAAACACCAGCGGAAGUUUCUACAGGCCAUCCAUCAACUACGCAGUGUAAAGAUGGAGCAGAGGAAACUCAACGAUCAGGCCAACACGCUAGUGGACCUGGCGAAGACCCAGAACGUGAUGUACGACCUGGUGUCUGAGCUGCAGGAGCGCAGCGAGGAGCUAGACAAGCGCAUUGGCAUGCUGGAGGACAAGCUGGACUCGGUGACGGGCAGCCUACAGGCGCUGCCCUGCCUCAUCUCCCAAGCCAUAACCCAGCAGCAGCAGGAAUUUCUGGACGGUUUCCUGCACCGCUUCCGGCCUGCCUCGCUGGGCUCAGAGCGCUCCGAACGCUCAGAGCGCUCCUGGACCUCCACCGCCCGCCGACGCCGUUCGCCCUCCACAGCGCCACACACCUCCUCUGACAGCGGCUAGCCCUUGAACCUGCCCUAAACCGCACCACCCCCGACUACAACUUCUCCUUUGGAGCCCCAUAGCGCUCCCCUAACCCCCCUAAACCCCCUCUGCCUUCAAAUCCAAAAACAAACACCGCUAUGACUGAACUCCCAGGGCAGGACUGAACUGGAAACUGCUCCAAUGCGAAUGAGUGAAAACUUCGACACAUCCUCUAAACAACAACCUAAAUGACUUAAACCGAGACAAGUAGAGAUAUGGUUUAUUUUUUAGCCAUUGUAUGGCUGUUCAAGUUAGCUUUUUUUGUAAAAGCCCUUGUAUAGUUAAACUGACUGAGUUCAGGUUCGCUGGGGUGAGAGCUGGCU
Oncorhynchus masou masou (cherry salmon) is the source of this 3242-nucleotide messenger RNA. RefSeq names its product small conductance calcium-activated potassium channel protein 2-like. Gene Ontology annotation, cellular component: neuronal cell body; plasma membrane; neuron projection. The record is from RefSeq and is a predicted model, not a curated record. The transcript is spliced from 9 exons. Gene Ontology annotation, molecular function: calmodulin binding; small conductance calcium-activated potassium channel activity. NCBI's taxonomy places the organism in Eukaryota, Metazoa, Chordata, Actinopteri, Salmoniformes, Salmonidae. The coding region runs from base 19 to 2898 and encodes 959 amino acids. Gene Ontology annotation, biological process: potassium ion transmembrane transport.